AGGAAGUUCGUCUGCUAUUAGUUGAAGCAGUGAAAAUAAAAAACUCGUGAAAGAAAUAGGCCUACGAAAGAUAUGAAUCAUGGAAAACUUUGAUGACAGCGAUGUUAUUCCAGAUUUGGUUGAUAUCGUGGACAAUCGUCCGCCGAUAAGUUCUCUCGUGGUUGAAAAUACCAUUGUCAAAACCGUGCCUGUAACGAUAGUAACUGGAUUUUUGGGCGCCGGUAAAACAACCUUUCUUAAUUUCAUCUUGACUGAACAGCACGAAAAAAAAAUUGCUGUUAUUCUGAACGAAUUUGGUGAAGGAAGUGUUCUUGAGAAAAGCCUUGCUGUGGGGACACAAGGUGACUUGUAUGAAGAAUGGCUAGAAUUACGGAAUGGUUGCCUGUGCUGUUCAGUCAAAGAUAAUGGAGUUAAAGCAAUAGAAAACUUGAUGAAGAAAAAAGGAAGAUUUGACUACAUUCUUUUGGAGACAACUGGAUUAGCUGAUCCUGGACCAAUUGCUUCUCUUUUUUGGCUUGACAGUGAACUCUGUAGUGAUAUUCAUUUAGAUGGAGUGAUAACGCUGGUCGACGCCAAACACGGAUUAAGGCAAAUCAACGAAGUUAAACCGGAUGGUUCAGUUAACGAAGCCACAAGACAAAUUGCCCUUGCGGAUGUCAUCCUGUUAAAUAAAGAAGACCUUGUCACAGCGGAGGAGCUUUCAGAAUUAAAAAACCACAUACAAACUAUCAAUAGUGAGGCUACAUUCAUCACCACUCAUCAUGGCAGGGUUAAUUUAGAUGAAGUAUUAGACCUUGGACUAUACUAUCAAGCGACUAAUCUCAGAUCUCUUGAGAAUAGCCCAUCGAAGUUUUCUAAUUCGUCGGAAAGUCAUCUCGAUUUGUCGGUACGCAGCGUGACACUGGAAUUGAACGAGCGUCUCACACCCGAAAUCGUGGAUACCUAUUUACAGCGAUUAUUAUGGGAGAAAGAUGUUGUGAAUUCAUUAGGAUUGACCCUCGAAAUAUUUCGAAUAAAGGGUAUCGUGCGAUAUUCGCAGCCGGAAUCAGUUCAACCGUCCUUUGUCAUCAUUCAAGCCGUUUACGACACUUACGACACGAUGCCAGUCAAGCCAGAAGCGACGAACACCGCCGAUCUCAGCUCGCAACCCGAUGUUCGCUUUGUGUUUAUCGGUCGCCAUUUGGAGCUCGGAGUCCUGAAAAACAUCUUGCUGCAACUUCUUCGUCCGGACUAAACGUGGCGGCUGGUGCAGAUGUACUUUGAAGGAAUCGAAAGUUGAAUUCUCGGAAUGAAAUGUUUAGAAUCUUGUUAACAAGGCGCUUUUCACUUCCCGUGUUGGCAUCGCCAGUCCGUAAGUGGUGUCCGCUUAAGUCAAGGAUCAACAACAACUUUUCAAAUACAAUGUUCUUUCCAAUCUAAUUUCUGAGAAUUCUGCACACGGAAUCAGUUUGCGAAACGCAACUGACUGUUUCAAUGAGUUAAUCUACAAUAUCCACAUCCCUUCCAAGAAUUAUGCCAUUGACCAUGCAGUGUUAGAUGUCGAGAGAAUUACAUGACCCGCUCCGUUUGUA
Molecule: messenger RNA, 1571 nt
Organism: Daphnia pulicaria
Lineage: Eukaryota; Metazoa; Arthropoda; Branchiopoda; Diplostraca; Daphniidae
Product: COBW domain-containing protein 1-like
Exons: 13
Coding region: 80-1234 (384 amino acids)
Cellular component (GO): cytoplasm
Source: RefSeq, a predicted model, not a curated record